ACUCUAGUAGUUUUAAACCCAACCAUGUUGUUUUUUCCUAAACCUAAAUAAGUGGUUUUGUUGCCUAAACCUAAGCACAUAUUUUAGAUUAAUACUCAUCAUAAAGCAUGUGUUUACCGUGACCGAAAAGUGACACAGUGGGGUCUGACAAAGCAUCAGUAUGUGACGAGUGACGAGAAUUACUGUGGAAAAUGCCCAUCACAGGUUCCCAAAGUAAAUUUUUGGCAUUUGUAUUAAUAAAUCACAAUCACAUGUUGUUGCAUCACGAUGAACUUUUGUUUCAUCACAUUCGACGUUUGUUGCAUCACAGUCACCUGCUCUUACCCGUGACUGUUAAAUUAGCAUAUCAUGUGUUUAUUAAUGGCAAUUGCUUCGGGUUCACACAAGGUAAAGAAAAAGAACAAUUCUUUUUCAAGUCCAAACAUUGGUUGAAUCCUUUUUAUGAUUUAUUCAUGUGGGCCCCUAAAAAUCCACAAAGGGGCUCAUAUCCUGCUUUAGCCCAAAGCUUUGAGUAACAGAGAGAGAGGGUCAUGAUUGGGACACUAGACACUGAGUAGAUACAAGUAUGUGCACAAAUCAUCACACUAGCUCUCCAACUGCGCAGUCUUUACUAACUCUGAGGGAUUUUGGCACAUUAUGUAUGGAUAAACAAACCUCAGUUGGACUGAACCAUUUCCAUGCUCUUUUUUUAACUUCUUGGCUUCGGCUUGAUUAAUGGUUUUAACAUGUGGAUUGGCUUCAUCAAAGUGGCGGUAGAUAUUAUUCAGUAGGGCACAUGUGUUAUUAGUGAAAAGAAGAAGUGUUUGAUGUUUUGUUUUCAUUUAAACGUGACUGAAUGACACUCACCUUCCUGAACUUAACUGUUACCCCACUCCCACGAGAAAAAUGGUUUUGGAAAUCCGGCCGACCAAAUGCAAGACAGAUGCCUGGCCUACUGCAUUUGGAAGGGAGUAAUGUCUUAUUGUUAUUGCUUAAGUCAAAUUACAGUAAUCUUUGUGGAGUGUUCUUCAUUAUUAAGGUUAUAUUCUACUAUGAUCGGAUGUAACACGUUCUCUAAUUUCUAUACCUAAUUGUUUUGAUAACUCAGUGAUUAGCUUUGAAUGAGAGCUCCCAUUGUGUCACCCAAUAUAAAUAAAUAUUGUCAUGUGGACUCAUGUGAACCUGUUCUAACCUCUACAUACCAGCCGUGUGUGUAUUAUGGUCCUGAGAAAUUAUACACUAGUGCUCUCUAGUGGCUGCUAGGACACUUAAGAACUAUGAGACACAUCUACAUAGAAACAACACAAUGUUACCAGGGAGUGUUUCUGUAAAAAAAUAACUCAAGUCAGGAAUGAGACUCUAUUGCAAACACUGGGACAUUGUACCAUUACAGAGUGUUCUUUCAGGGCUGGAGGGGUGAAAGAGAAGAGAGCGGUCAUGUCAUGCUGACUGGUAUUUGGUCCUUAUUCCUGCUUGCAACUGAAUAGCCCCUACAUGACUCAACCUUAUACAUUAACUUGCAUGUGUGUGUGUUGAACUAAUCCCUUAAUGACCUUUAACUUGAUGACAGCUAGACAAGACAUCAGUUGGAGUGAACUAACAGAGACUGUAGUCAUAAAUGUGUGUUUCCCUCUCUGUGUCCACAAAGAAAGAAAGACAAACAGACAGAAAAUAUGGCAAUUUCUCUCAACACAUUUGAGGAGGAUGGGGGAUGGGCGGGGACAAGGAUAGGACAGGUGAGCCUUAAAAGAGACGCUCAGUACGUCUGGCAAGUGUUUGAAAAUAGGUGAAGAGCAAGAGAAUGGAGCUAGAUGGAAUAGAGAAGAAGAGUCUAAAAAGCUUGAAAGACAACAAGGCUUUUGAGUCAGAGGAGCGGGAUCAGAUAUACAUUGAUGUGGACAGUUCUGCUCAUGUGGACAGUGCUGCCGAUGUUGCAGACGAUGAUCACAAAAUGACAGACGAACAUAAAUGCUUGCCAAAGAAGAUACUGGCAUUCCAGGGCUAUUUGGCAGAGCGCAAAGACCAGAUCCGCCUGAUCAUAUACCUGGUUUUAGCAGCAGGCUUCGUUGCCAUAGUGAUAGCGGCAUGUGUCCUGAACUUCCACCGGGCUGUCGGGCUGCUGGUCAUCGCCUUGGUAACCGUAUUCUUCCUGUUCUGGGAUUGGCUGAUGGAACGCUAUGGCGACUGGGUGUGGGAGGAGCUCUCUCCUAUCAGAGACCUUCUCAGCAGAAACUGGUUUUGGAUCAGAUGCAUAAUGUACGCGUUGCUGCUGGUGGCCGUGGUGUGCUGGCUGGCACUGGACACAGCCCAGCGAGGGACCAGACAGCUUGUGUCUUUCUUUGGUCUGCUGCUCCUCAUCUUCUUAAUGAUGCUGUUCUCCAAACACCCAUUCAGGUGGUGUUGGCAAACUUUGCUGUGCGGGAUCGGGCUACAGUUUCUCUUUGGUGUGCUGAUCCUCAGGACCACAUCUGGCGUACGUGGAUUUGCAUGGGUUGGAAAACAAGUAGAGACGUUUUUGUCAUACACAGAUGUUGGGUCUAAGUUUGUGUUUGGUCCCAAUUAUAAAGACCACUUCUUCGUCUUCAAGGUGAUGCCAAUAUUGAUUUUUUUAAGCUCCGUCAUCUCCGUCCUCUUCCACAUUGGCUUCAUGUCCUGGCUGGUUGGUAAGAUUGGAUUCUUAAUGCAGGUUGCCAUGGGAACAUCUCCAGCAGAAUCGAUGGCUGCAGCUGGAAAUAUAUUCUUGGGACUGACAGAAUCACCUCUCUUGAUUCGUCCAUACAUCAGGGACCUAACUCUCUCUGAGAUGCAUGCUGUGAUGACAGGAGGUUUUGCCAGCAUCGCUGGUACCGUUUUAGGAGCCUAUAUCUCCUUUGGGGUUGAUGCAACACACUUGUUGACAGCGACAGUGAUGUCCGCUCCAGGCUCCCUGGCCGUUGCCAAGAUGUUCUGGCCUGAAACAGAGACCCCCAGUGUAACAGACAGUCAUAUCCGCAAAAUCAACCAUGGAGACAGUAAGAACUUGUUUGAUGCAGUAUCCAAAGGUGCAUCUUGUGCUGUGGGUUUAGUGGCCAGCAUAGUUGCCAACAUUUUGUCCUUCCUGGCAGUGUUGGCUUUUAUCGAUGCUGUUCUCUCCUGGCUGGGCGGGAUGUUGGACUGUCCGCAGCUCAGCUUCUCGCUCAUCUGCUCUUACGUGUUAAUGCCUCUAUCCUUCAUGAUGGGUGUUUCCUGGGAGGACAGUUACAUUGUUGCUGAACUGAUCGGCAAAAAGACAUUUAUCAAUGAAUUAGUUGCCUAUCUGCAGUUGUCAGAGUUAAUUAACAGAAGGAAAGCAGGAGGGCCAGAAUAUGUGGACAACGUAAAGCAGUAUAUUUCUGUCCACUCUGAAGCAAUUGCAACUUACGCUUUGUGUGGAUUUUCCAGCAUUGCUUCGCUGGGGAUAACAAUUGGAUCGCUGUCGUCCUUGGCUCCAGAUAGACAGAAUGACAUCGCCAGUUGUGCCUUCAGAGCCCUGAUUGCAGGCAGCGUCUCCAAUUUCAUGACAGCUUGUAUUGCAGGUAUGUUGUACAUCCCUGAUCUUCCGUGCCCACAUUUCCUGAGCACAGAGUUCAUCAAUACCAAUGUGACCAGCAGCUCACAACUGGUCACCUGCUGCUUACAACUAUACAAAAGGUGUGUGUAUGUCUGUAAUACAGAUAACUUUCUCCCAGUUAUCAUAUAUUUGCUGUUAUGCUGUGUAGCAUCGUUCACCCAGCUGCAUAGAUAUUUUUUGUUAUCUCUAUGCAGUUACAAAAACAUCACAAACAGCUGUUUUAGAAUGAAUACAGCUGAUGGAGAAAAGAGAUACUGUGAUUCAGUGAGUGUGUGUGCUUGCAUUUUUUAUUUGCAGUGUGACGGUGUAUGAGCCGUGGAACGUGACGAUCGGAGGAGGAUUCAAUCAGAGCAGCCUGCAACGCUGCUGCACUCUCAUACACCCCACACCCUUCAACUGCAGCCUGGUGCUUUGAAUCACUGUGAACAAAAACACACACCUCACACCUGUUUAUUUGUUAUUUAUCUAGUUGUUACUUCUCGUAUAAUACACUUAAAAUUACAAAAUAUACAAUAAAAUUUCCUGCAUUGGAUUUGUACAAAAAAAAAUCUUGUCACAUUAAUGUAACAUUAAGAACAAAAAAUUAAGACAAAAGGUGAAGAAUUAAAAAGUAGUAUGGAAAAACAGAGCCAGUCUUAAAUGUAGUGUAAGUAUCUGAACUCAAUAAACCAGGUCCAUCGGUGGUAAUGCUCUGAGAAUUACUUAAUUUUUUUUCUCAGUUAAAUGCUCUGAUAAGGUGGUAGAUCUUCCUGGAACAACUCAAAUUUUUAGCUGCAGCUAUGGGCACAAGUGGAAAUUUUCUUUCUGAAAAGACAGGUUAGCAUUUCCCAGAUAUAAUUUAAACUUAUAGAGGAAUGUGCAAAUGUUUUAAUAUUUAGACUUAUUUAGAAUUAUGUCUAUAAAUUUGUGAAAAGACAUUUAAAUUGAUAGCUAUAUCUGUAUAAAGGUAGGAGAGUAUAGGAGAAAUGGCAGAGCGUACAGGUCCAGGUGGAAAAAAAACAAAUCAAUCUUUUUGUAUUUUUCCAAAAGUGAAGGAAGGGUAAGAAAUUAAUCAAUGACGUAGGACGGAAUACAUUUGUCUUCAUUGUGAUUGUAGGUGCCGUUUUAUUUUUAAAACUUUACGUUACUUCACUCCAAAACAAACUAAAACUGUAAACAACUAACUCUACUAUAAUAAUAAUACUCUGUGAGAAUGCACAUUGGAGAGAGAAAGACAGACAGCAGUAGAUGACGGAGAGGUAAACAGUGCAUGCACUACACUGCAUGAACUGUAUCUAAAAAUUGUGUGAGUAAAAGCAAACUCUUUUAAUAUUUCAAUAUACUAAUCCUCAGAUCUCUACCUAAGUAAAGUCGUACUACAGUGUACAAUACUCUGUUACAAGUAAGUCCUGCAAUAAAAAUAUUGUUCAAGUAAAAGUGCAAAAGUAUUAGCAUCGACAUACUUAAAGUACAGAAAGUAAAGUAGGUUACUCAUUAUGCCGAAUAAUACAUAUUAUAUUAUUAUAUUAUAAUUAUGGAUGCAUUCAUGUGUUCAUCACUUGCUAAUGUCAGCUGGUAAAGAUGGGGCUCAUUUAUUUAUAUACUGCAGGGUUGGUAGUUUAAUCUAUAAUAAUACAUCAUUUAUCAGUUGAUUUUGUAUUAGUAAUCUGAAUCUGCAAAGUAACUUUCCAUGACAGUUAAGUUAAAUACAUUUGAUAACUGUUUUUCCAACUCUAGUCUAUAAAGUUGUGGACUAUUCUGUUUCUACUCAAUGCUAAUACUAAUUACUAACUAAUAGUUUUAACAUCACAAUUCAUGAUUAAUCUGGAAAGAUGACGUCAGUUUUUGUCGUACAUAUUUCAAUUUUUCCAUGAUUAAGACGUACUUAAAAUUUAAUAAUUGUAAAUAAGGUGCCAGAGUGCAUUAACAAGCAUCAAAAUCAGUGGCGGCUGGUGGAAAUGUUUCUAGGUAGGGCUGUGUCACAUCCA
This is a messenger RNA of Sebastes umbrosus (honeycomb rockfish), 5535 nucleotides long. Its product is annotated as solute carrier family 28 member 3-like. Gene Ontology annotation, biological process: purine nucleoside transmembrane transport; pyrimidine nucleoside transport. Gene Ontology annotation, cellular component: membrane. The record is from RefSeq and is a predicted model, not a curated record. The transcript has 16 exons. The coding region runs from base 1781 to 3880 and encodes 699 amino acids. NCBI's taxonomy places the organism in Eukaryota, Metazoa, Chordata, Actinopteri, Perciformes, Sebastidae. Gene Ontology annotation, molecular function: pyrimidine- and adenosine-specific:sodium symporter activity.